AUGGAGGCACCCGCUGGUCCGGGAGAGGCCAGAGUCUCCUGCAGACGCGGUGACCCUGCCUGUAAGACCCCUGAACGCUCCGGGGCAGGCCUGGGCCACGGACCUGGUGUCCGCUGCUUCCCUGCUGGGCACAGGUCCACUCUGCCCAAAGCCUGGGGGAGGCCAGGUGCCCCCAAGACGUCUAGUGGGGACCUGGACGGGGUGGUCGUGGGGGAGGCGGGGUUCGUGUGGAGGCGGAGGGAGACCACGCCCUGUGCACCAGGAGUCUGCGCCAAGUUCCUGAAAACAAACGCCACAUGCUGCGACAGAGCGCCGGCAGGACCGCAGCCCAGCGUGACCGAGCACACCCUGAUCUCACUGGACCUGCACUCCACCGCCGGCUUCCACGGCUGGAAGGCCAGCGUCCGCAGCGGGGCGGGCUUGGAGGUGGUCGUGGCCGUCACCAGCGCCCCCAACGCCCUGUUUGAGAAAAACGUCUUGGAUUGCUGCAUGUUCCUGAUGACCCAGAGCUACCCGAAGACCAUGAACAUGCGGGACCCCGUGAUGGUGGGGAGGAACAUGGGAGCCAUGGUAGGUGUGGGAAAGAGGGACAGCGUGCUGGUUGGGAACUGGUGCGAGUACGAGGGCGGCACGGCGCACCUGUGGACGGGCAGCGCGCCCAUCCUGCAGCGGUUCCUCAGCUCCAGGACGCCCGUGUCCUUCGGCCAGUGCUGGGUCUUCGCGGGUGUGCUGACCACAGUGCUGCGGGCCCUCGGCAUCCCGGCGCGGACCGUCUUCGACUGCGCCCACCACACGGAGGAGGACCUCACGCUGGACGUGUUCGUGAAUGAGAUGGGCAGGACGGUGCCCAACAAGACCAACGGCUCCAUCUGGCAGGAGGAUCCAAAUUCGAUCCCAGCCCGGCCACCGUCCCCAGGGCUCUACUGCUGCGGGCCCUCGCCCGUGGCCGCCGUCCGCAGGGGCAGCAUCUUCAUGGGCUACGACACCAAGUUCGUGUUCUCGGAGGUGAACGCCGACGACAAGCUGGUGUGGCUGGUGAGGACGGUGGGCGGGCGCGAGAAGGCCAGCCUGCUGGCGGUGGAGACCGUGAGCAUCGGCAAGAACAUCAGCACCAAGGCGGUGGGCCAGGACCCACAGGACAUCACCCACCAGUACAAGUUACCCGAAGGCUCCUCCGAGGAGAGGGCGGUCAUGGACCACGCCUUCUUGCUGCUUAGCUUCAAGCGAGAGUACACGAUCCCCGUCAAGGAGAACCUGCUGGAGCUCUCUGUGCGAGAGGAGCCGGUGCUGCUGGGGGACCCUCUCAGCUUCUCUGUGACCCGGAGGAGGAAGGCUGCCACCCCCCAGACAGUUACCUUCUCGGGCUCCUUUGACCUGCAGUCCUACACGGGCAAGCAGCUGGCAUACCUGGGUGUCAUCCAGAAGACCGUGCAUGUCGAAGAUGAAGUGUCCAGUGUGGUCCUGACCUGGGACUCCAGCACCUACACUGGCAGCCUGGACUUGUUUGAGGAUGAGCCGGUCAUCAAAGGCUUCAUCUUGGUGGAGGUGAUGGAAACCAAGGAGACCAUCGCCACCGGGUCGCUGUGUUUCCGGUACCCCCAGUUCAUUACAGAGCUGCCCAACAAAGGCGGGGUGGGCCAGGCCCUCACGUGUACCUGCACCUUCCGGAACUCACUGGUGACCCCACUGACCCACGUCAUGUUCUCUGUGGAGAGCCUGGGCCUGUCCUCCCUGCAGAGCACGGAGCAGGGGACGGUGCCGCCGGGCAAGACCAUGCAGUCCCAGAUCAGGCGCACCCCGGUGAAGGCGGGGCCGCGGAAGUUCGUCAUCAAGCUGAGCUCCCAGCAGGUGAAAGAGAUCCACGCGGAGAAGAUGGUUCUCAUCACCCAGUAGCCACUGCCCAGCUGCGGGGACCACCCACGCGGAGAAGAUGGUUCUCAUCACCCAGUAGCCACUGCCCAGCUGCGGGGACCAGCGGGCGCCCAGCCACGGGGUUGAGCUUGUCGCAUUCCCUUCACACUUAGCUGCAGAUCACGCACGAUUAGCUUUGGCUGCACACGGGAGGCAGAGUCAAGAGCCAGUGGGCAAAAGGCAGGAGUUUAAGGACAGCCACCGGCCUCGGCCCAGAACCCUCCACCUCCAGGUCAUGGCCUCCAGAAGCACGGCUGCUGUCAUCUAGAUUCAGAGUCCAACAGUCCACAGCAGGAAGCCACCCUGGGGAGAGGCUCGGCGGGGACCAGGCUGAGGGAGGCCAGAUGAGCGGGCCCUGCCCUCCGCUCCCCACAGAAGCCGCUUUCCCUGGCUGUGCCUCCCACGCUGCUCUCGUGAUCAGGUGCCUCUAAUUAAACGCUGCU
Molecule: messenger RNA, 2354 nt
Organism: Fukomys damarensis (Damara mole-rat)
Lineage: Eukaryota; Metazoa; Chordata; Mammalia; Rodentia; Bathyergidae
Gene: Tgm4
Product: transglutaminase 4
Biological process (GO): peptide cross-linking
Molecular function (GO): protein-glutamine gamma-glutamyltransferase activity
Source: RefSeq, a predicted model, not a curated record